Penicillium odoratum is the source of this 540-nucleotide messenger RNA. RefSeq names its product translationally-controlled tumor protein. Gene Ontology annotation, molecular function: calcium ion binding. The transcript is spliced from 4 exons. Bases 1 to 540 code for a protein of 179 amino acids. The record is from RefSeq and is a predicted model, not a curated record. Lineage: Eukaryota; Fungi; Ascomycota; Eurotiomycetes; Eurotiales; Aspergillaceae. Gene Ontology annotation, cellular component: cytoplasm.
AUGAUCAUUUACACCGACAUUAUCUCCGGAGAUGAGAUCAUCGCCGAUACCUACAAGAUCGAACCCAGCAAGGACUGCCCCAUUCUGUGGGAGGCUGACUGCAGAAAGUACACCAAGAAGGUCGGCGAGGACUUCCAGCUCGAGGGUGCCAACCCCUCCGCUGAGGAGGCCGAAGAGGAGAGCGGUGAGGGCGAGUACAAGAUGGUUCACGACAUUGAGGACCAGUUCCGCCUGAACUGGUUGAAGAGUGAGGAGGGCGACAAGCCCUCCAAGGAUGCCUUCAAGGCCCACCUGAAGACCUACCUCAAGAAUGUCAACAACCAGCUCAAGAAGGAUGGCAAGGAGGCGGAGUCCAAGGAGUUCAUGGGUGGCGCCGCCGCUGCCAUGAAGAAGAUCCUUGCCAACUACGACAACUACGAUGUCCUCAUGGGCGAGAGCAUGAACGGCGAUGCUAUGCACGUCCUGAUUGAUUUCCGUGAUGAUGGUGUCACUCCCUUCGCCACCGUCUGGAAGCACGGUCUCAAGGAGACCAAGGUCUAA